This is a messenger RNA of Sarcophilus harrisii (Tasmanian devil), 1260 nucleotides long. It is a transcript of the gene IMP3, whose product is annotated as IMP U3 small nucleolar ribonucleoprotein 3. NCBI's taxonomy places the organism in Eukaryota, Metazoa, Chordata, Mammalia, Dasyuromorphia, Dasyuridae. The coding region runs from base 603 to 1157 and encodes 184 amino acids. The transcript has a single exon. Gene Ontology annotation, cellular component: small-subunit processome; Mpp10 complex; small ribosomal subunit. Gene Ontology annotation, molecular function: snoRNA binding; rRNA binding; structural constituent of ribosome. Gene Ontology annotation, biological process: rRNA processing. The record is from RefSeq and is a predicted model, not a curated record.
UGCGGCCGCGAGCUGCCCGGAUGUACCCACACACGGCCAUUACCCGGAUGCACACCCACGCCUACGUUAGGGAGGACUAUGAAAAGCGAGCAUUAGACAGGGACGUCUUUGGCCUCUCUAUUUCCCCGGGCUCGGCACAAUGGCGGGCGUACGGUGGGCGCUUAGUCACGGAGCUUUUGACUGGGAUUGCUUAGUUAAAAGAGAGGACACGGGAAGGGAAGGGGAGUAGAGAACGAAGCCGAGGCCAAGGCCAAGGCCGGCCGAGAGCUUGACGCAUCUGUCACGGAUGCCAAGGCGCAGGCGCGCCAAGGUGACAGGAAGCAAACAGUUGAGCCGGAGCCCGAAAGACCGGAGCGCAUGGCUCUCCCUCGGCCAAUAAGAGGUGGGGGCGUGGCCAUCGCCGUCCGCCAACCAAUGGGCGGGAGGGAGCCGGCCGCGGGCCCGCCCCCUGGCCUGACUCGGAAGUGCUUUGGCUUCGGCACAGAGCAGGCGGGUCAGCGUCUGUGCAUCGGUGCAUCUUUCGCUCUCGCUCUCCGCUCUCUCUCUCUCUCCGCUCCCGCUCCGCAUCCGCAGCGCCCGCCGCCGCCGGCACCGCCGCCGUCAUGGUGCGCAAGCUCAAGUUCCACGAGCAGAAGCUCCUGAAGAAGGUGGACUUCCUGAACUGGGAGGCCUUGGACCACAACCUGCACGAGCUGCGCGUGCUGCGACGCUACCGCGUGCAGCGGCGCGAGGACUACACGCGCUACAACCGGCUGAGCCGCGCGGUCCGCGACCUGGCGCGCCGCCUGCGCGACCUGCCCGAGCGCGACCCCUUCCGCGUGCGCGCCUCGGCCGCGCUGCUGGGCAAGCUGUACGCCAUGGGCCUGGUGCCCACCCGCUCCUCGCUGCAGCUCUGCGACACGGUGACGGCGUCGAGCUUCUGCCGCCGCCGCCUGCCCGUGGUGCUGGUCAAGCUGCGCAUGGCGCAGCACCUGCGCGCCGCCGUGGCGUUCGUGGAGCAGGGCCACAUCCGCGUGGGCCCCCACGUGGUCACCGACCCCUCCUGCCUGGUCACCCGCGCCAUGGAGGACCUCAUCACCUGGGUGGACUCGUCCAAGAUCAAGCGCCACGUGCUCAACUACAGCAACGAGCGCGACGACUUCGACCUGGACGACUAGGAGCCCGGGCCGCGAGGAGGAGGAAGCCCCUCCCCCACCCCCACCCCCCGGCCGCAGCCGGACCCCUGCUCCAGAGUGAAUAAAAAGCAUCUGUUUUCCCGCA